CCCAUCACAAAAUAUGCCCUUUCAGUUGUGGGGCAUUAUGAUGUGACUGUGAAUCCCUCAGUAAAGAGUAGCCCAAGAGUUGUCAGUGAUCCAAAACGAAACUUAUUUGAUGAAACAAAUCCAGAAAUUGAGUUAGAAGGAGGAUCACUUGCUUGUGAAUUUGACAUUGAAUCAAGAAAAAAACAUCAAAAUUCAAUAGCACUUCAUGAGAUAGCCCUAGAAAGUGUUGCUGUAAAAGGUGAACCCCCCAUCUUAUCAAAAGAAUGUGGCAUUGUUUCAGCUUUGGUUGAAAGCGAAGUGGAAAAUGAUGAAGGGUGUGAAGAGGAUGAUCAUUUGAUACAAAACAAUGAAGAAUUAAAGUGUGGAAUUCCUUCAGAAAGACAUCUGUGGAAAUCUUAUGUUUGUGAAAUUUGUGAUAGACGAUUUACACAUGCUGGAAGUUUAAAAAUUCACCACUUGAUUCACACAGGAGAGAAGCCAUUCUCUUGUGACAGGUGUGGAAAGAAGUUCAGAGUAGGCAGUCACUUAAAGGAUCAUCUUUUAAUCCACACUGGAGAAAAACCACAUUCAUGUAAUGUCUGUGGGAGAACAUUCACAAGAGCUGGAAGUUUAAAAAGACAUUAUUUGAUCCACGAAAGAGACCAUUCUUUUGUAUUAUCUAUGAAAUAAAAAUUUAUGAUAGUCAGUUAAUUGAAAACAAAUCAUUAGGUUUUUUUUCAGAGGAUUCAUUGUAAGUUUAUAAAAGUAAUAAUUAAUGCAGAAAGGAGAAUGAUCAAAAUAUUUACACUGUAUGAAAGAUUGAAAAGAAACUUUGACUUCAGUCUUUUACAAAGAUCAUAUUUUGACAUGUAUGGAAAACAAUUAAUGGUAAAUUACUUCUUCCUUAAAAAUGACACAUUCUUAUAUGCAGAGAAUUUGUUAUGGUUCAGACAAUUCCAAUAUGACAACUUGACACAAAGAUUCAGUUACUAGUUUUUGUUUUAUACAAUGAAAAGUCUGUGUUUUAAGUAUAACAUAUUAAAAGGUAAUGAAAUUUAAUAAUCUAAAUUAGCCAGUUCUUUGUAUUUCAUGUUACAGCUAUUUUGUGUAAAUUUAUUUAUUGUAGUAAAAUAUAUUAGUCUCAUUAUGGUAUGAGGCUUUCUUUAUAUAGUUUUUCUUAUAACACAUAAUUUUUGAUAAACAUUUUGUUUAAAUAUAUCUUAAAUUUUCACAUCACAUUGUGCUAUACCUCAUCACCAGCUGGUAAAAUUUCUCUGGCUUUUAGUAGAAUUGAAAAUUUUAUUAAACCCUUCAUAUAUGAAAAAUGUUUAGUUUGAUUUAAUUUCAUAUAUCAAAACAAAU
Messenger RNA from Limulus polyphemus (Atlantic horseshoe crab), 1341 nucleotides. Its product is annotated as gastrula zinc finger protein XlCGF9.1-like. The record is from RefSeq and is a predicted model, not a curated record. Gene Ontology annotation, molecular function: RNA polymerase II cis-regulatory region sequence-specific DNA binding; DNA-binding transcription factor activity. Lineage: Eukaryota; Metazoa; Arthropoda; Merostomata; Xiphosura; Limulidae. The annotation marks the transcript as partial. Gene Ontology annotation, biological process: regulation of transcription by RNA polymerase II. The transcript is spliced from 3 exons.